Messenger RNA from Frankliniella occidentalis (western flower thrips), 1219 nucleotides. RefSeq names its product alpha- and gamma-adaptin-binding protein p34. The transcript is spliced from 6 exons. The coding region runs from base 117 to 1073 and encodes 318 amino acids. The record is from RefSeq and is a predicted model, not a curated record. NCBI's taxonomy places the organism in Eukaryota, Metazoa, Arthropoda, Insecta, Thysanoptera, Thripidae.
ACCGUCGUUUGUUGGUUGUCGUACUGUACUGUCAGGUACUGUCAGUCUGCUGCGGUCUGCUUUUAUUUCCUGUCAUUCAGUUUGAAGAGAUUGCAGAUUUACAGAAUAAGAACAGAAUGACAAGAAAGCCAUGUGCGGUAGCAGUAAGUUGCUGUUCGAAACCUGCAUGUGAAAUCGUAAAAUUGAUUGUAAAUGACGAGGAGUUCAACCAGUCUUCUGAUCUUGAAAAUGGAAUAGUUGCCUACCCCUGGCACAUUGAUACAAAGUAUUACACGGCAGACGUCCAUGUCUGCACUUUGCAGGAUAAAAACCUGGGAACUACUGAAUUUGCUGAAUCUGUCCAAGCUGUUAUCAUCUAUUUUGAUAGCAGAAAGAACGAGGGGCUUAUUGAUGUUCAGCAAUGGGAACCAUUCAUUAAUGAAUUUGACCCAGACAUCCGCAUUCUGCUUUGUGAGAACUGUGAAGAAAAUCCAUCAACAGGCAUCAGUAAACUUACAGCUCAAGAAUGGUGUAUAGCAAGAGGGUACGAAUUAGUAGAACUCAAUCCUUCAAAAGAUGAAGAGUGGGAAGAGGACCAGGACUUUUUGGAAACUACAGGCGCUCCUCGUAUUCUACAGGCUUUACACGCUCAUACAUGGCCAGAAUUAAUUAUGAAAGGAGAAUCCAGUAGCUGCUCCCGAAACAUCCAAUCAUUGCUUCUCAAUCCAGGAGCAAAUUUCAGGUCACUUUCUCCAAGUGAUGUUGAUUUCAGUGAGUUGCUUGCCAAUUCGGAGGCAGGAGACGAUGGCCUUAGUCAAGAGCUUCAGAAUCUUCGCUUAAAUCAAGAAGCCCUAGAUAGCGGUCAUGGAUUUGAUCCUAAUAUUCUAGAUGAACCUCCAGAUGGUCUUGGCUCAGGUGGGAAUACAGAUGAUUUCUUUAGGCUUUUCCAAAAUCUAGCAGAUAUGAAAGAAAGAGUAUCAGGCAUGACAACGGAUGACAGGAAAGCCUGUGCUGAACAGGUAGUCAAGGCUUUCUGGCGUGUCAUGGGUGGCGACACCGAAGAGUUGAGUGAUUCUAGUGAAGAUGAAAAAUGAUACUUAUAGACAAGGACAUACAUAAUAUACUCUCAGUUUUUAUUUCAUAUGUGCAUUCCCUUGCUUUUUCUCAAAAUCCAAUAAUCUGCAUCUACUUUAAUUUUUUUCACUGAUGACAAUGAAGGAGUAAAAACAACUUUCUUUCA